Owenia fusiformis is the source of this 5671-nucleotide messenger RNA. NCBI's taxonomy places the organism in Eukaryota, Metazoa, Annelida, Polychaeta, Sabellida, Oweniidae. The record is from the annotation of a GenBank genome assembly.
GGGAAGACUAAAAUUCCAGCGCCAUUUUUUUAAAAAUACCCAAAUUUUGGUGCAAAAAUGGUGAAAGUAACACUUUUAGUAAAUAAAGAGCUGGAGUUAUUAUGUCUACCUUCAAUCGGAAGUACUCCUUCACAAUCUGGGACAUAUAAAUCUACAAAAUUUGUUCUUACAUGUGCGUGAAAUGGCGGUGAUCAAUGUAAACAAACAUAUUAUCGCCCAUUCAAUUUACUUUUUAUACACAAAAAUAAGUGAUAACCCAAAUCACCUGAAUUAAAAAUCAUUAAUGUCAGCUAUGUAAUAGAUUGCUUACCCUGAAAUGGCAACAUUAUCAGAGAAAAUUCGACAACGGCGUAGGGACUUGAAAGAAAGUUUAGUUAACCAUGAUCAAAGUGAUAAUGAACGCACACCGAGAAGCAGCCGCUCAAAGAAUGAUACAUGGGCAGCUGCAAUGGAAGAAGAUGCGAUGGAAAUGACAACAAUGACUGGCCAAGAGCAGAAUGCUGAGAUGCUUGAUGAGGUCCGAGAAGCGGAGACCUUGAUGCAGAACUUAACUAUGCGGAGAAAGGACAAACAAAAACAGUUGACAAAGGAGCUGGCCUCAGAUGGUGGGAACUUCAAGGGACAAAUGCGCGAUGCGAAGAAAAGAAGUAGACAGAAAAUUCUAGAAGCUCAGAAGUUGUCAGGUGGUGAAGACGAAGAUGAGGAUGAUGUCGAUCACGAAGAUGAGGAAGACAAUGAUGAUGAUGGAGUCAUUGAGGUUAUAGAGGAUGAAGAAACAGCUGUUGUAGCUGUCAAUGGUGACAUUGAAGAUGGUGAAACUCCACGAAAAGCUGUUAAACCAAGCAAGUCCGAUAAGCCUCCUACACCAAGAGAGAGGAAGCAAGAAAGUAGAGGGUCUACUGAGAGCCCUGUUCCAAAAGGAGGAAAAGAUCUCAAGCUUACAUUGCGUGAAAAGCUCAAACUAAAGAUGGCAUCUGCCAAGGAAGAAGCUGAAGAGGCAGAGAAAGACAAAGUUCAGACUGGCAGAGGUCGGCUACGUGAUAGACUUGAUGCCCCCAUACAUACACGCUUUGAUGAUCCCACAGAGUUAACCAAGGAUGAGGUUGAAGCAGAGAAGAUGCUGGAAAAGUCUAUGAAUAACAGGGUUAAGUGGAAGAAGGCUGCUGACAAAGUCACCUCCAAGGUGAAAGAUUCCACAUUGGUUGUCAAGAGCAUAUUCCCCACAAAAGAUGAAAGCUACAACUUCUUUACCUCUAACUGGGAUGCUGAUGAUGGGGAGGAUGAUGAGAAACCAGAACAGCCCAAGAAGGAAGUAAAGAAGGAGGAAGAGCCACAGCCAGGCACAAGUGGGGAGAAUGCUGAGGAGGGUGAGCCACUAGUUGACAAAGAUAAGGAUGUCGAGAAGGUGGAAGAGAGGACAGAAGAUACUGAAGAGUCUGCUCCAUUGAUCAGCGACUUUGAUGAUCCCAGUGGGGAGUGGAGGAAGAUUGUGAUUGGUCGAGCAGAUUACACCGCCAAUCAUAAACGUCUAGAAGAGGAGGGGAAGAAAUAUUUUAUUCCAUCAAUGAUAUCAAUUCCCACAGAGAAGAAGAUAUUUGAUGAGGAAGCCCCCAGGUUCCUAGAAGAUGAGGGUUUCUAUGUGGGGGUGAGGCCAAGUGUCGCUCAGCGUAAUGUCAAUCGAGUGGAAGACAGACUCCUGCACCAGGACAAUAAGGGUGAAAACUGGUUUGGGGAGGAUGGUCGAGUGAUUGCACUGCCAAAUCCUAUCAAAGCUAUUCAGUCAAGACCACUCAUUCCCGAAGAAAUUGAACCAGCCUUUGAAACAGAAUAUAGAAAAGCAAUUACAAAGGAGUUUGACAGCAGAUUCAUAGAUGGCAGAUCACAAAGCCAGGGGAAAUACCAGUUGGAUGUUGACAUAAAUGCCCUGACAUUCUCACACCAUCAUCUAUUUAGCCGCGAACAUAUCCUUGCCACACGUCUUGCCGACCUCAACCAGAGAUAUCUGACCAGGAAUCAGCAAAACUUGGCAGAGUUUUUCUCUGGGAAGCUCACAGCUUUAAAGAUUUCUACACAACAUCUUGAGGAGCACAUAAAGACAAUGAAGACCAAAGAUAAACCAGUCACUGGCUUGCAAGAACAAGAGGCUAGACUCAGAGACUAUAGGACUGAAAUAAGGGAAAUGAGGCAGAGGAGAGACAAUGAACAACAAGCAGACAGAAAUUUGAUAAAAAAUAUCAUCACAACAUGGAAAGAGUUGAAAACUUUACGCCAGUCACAAGGGUGCACAAAUACAAGUAUCAAGUUACAAAUACGCAAGGAAGAUGUUGGAAAGCAGGGAGAUGAAGAAAAAUGGAAGCAGGAGAUCGAAGAGGAGGUUGAAGAAGUCAGGGAAGAGAUGCAACUAGUCUAUGAUGAAGCUAUGCAGAGAUACCAAAAACUUCUUGAUGCCUGGAAAACCCAGCGGAAAGAAAAGAAAGCAGCUCUUCGAAGAAGAAAGUUACUGAAUAAGAGAGGUGACGAGGAAAAUGAGGAUGCAGAAGAAAAUGCGGAAAACGAGCAACAGAGACAAGCAGAUGAAAAGCUGCUUGAUGAGGAAGACUUGCCAAAGCCAGAGGCUCCAGCAAAGUUUGAUGCUGAGUCCUGUAGAGCCAAGGUGAAGGAGAAGGCUCUUCAGAUACGUAGGAGGCCAGGUGAGCACAAGCUGCAUCCUGAAUUGUCAUAUGGUGCUACAAUCACUCCCAAGACUCAAUGUCCAAGGGGAGAACAAGCUAGGAGAGAUGAGGUUGAUAGAAGUAAGGUGUUCGUCAAGGUGCUAUUCAAUAACAAAGAAGUCUCAAGGACAACUGUAAAACCUCUAGGCCAAGAAUUUAAAGUGAACUUUGCUCAGAUCUUCAACAUUCUGAUUGUGCAAUGGCCAGAGUCUAUCAAGAUACAGAUAUUUGAGAGCCGAGGUAUAACUUCACAUAUGAUAGCUGAGUUGUUUGUGCCAAUACCUGAAGGGACUGUUACAACAGAAACAGCUCAGCUUGAAGAGAUAGAGUUCAGUACUGACCAAAGAGUUCAACAUAGCCACGAGGGUGUUGGUAGUGGUGUGUACCUGAGCCUUGAGGCAGAUGGCAGCAACAUCCAGAGCUACAACACUACAGGGGAACUUGCCACUAGUGUAGCUUGGGCAGUAGAUGAUACAGGGAACCCCAUGGUGCCACCCAGUAACAUACAAGUCAACAAUAUAUACAAUGUAGCUUGGGCAGUAGAUGAUACAGGGAACCCCAUGGUGCCACCUAGUAACAUACAAGUCAACAAUAUAUACAAUGCUAUGAAACAAAUGGAUGCUGUAGCAGCAAUUGGAGCUACUGGUAUGACAGACUUAGACAAACUAUCUGAUUGGAUUCAGAAGUCACGUCUUGACCCAAAUGAUCCAUCUAAUGCUGAUCUCAUGUACUUGCUGAAGGGUUCAAAUGAAGACGCCACUGCAAGGAGGGUGCCAAAUCACUUCAGAAUAGAACAUCUCCAAGAAGAGUUCAACUUCUGCUCAGAUGAAGACAUCAAUCAGUCAUUACGCUACAAACUGCUUGAAUACAGGGAGAUGGAGAUUGCAGAGUUCAGGAAUUACAAGAUGAUACCUUGUGUAGAAGCAGAGGUUCCACCAGAGAUAUUCAAUGAGUACGAGAAGAAGAAAAAAGAAGAGGAGAAAAUCAAGCAGGGAGAUGCUCUGGAGGAGCACAGGGACUCCGUGAUGAGGUUUAUGCAGAGGGUACGGGAGAAUGUCAUCCAGAGGUUCAGGGCAGCCUCACAUCAGAAAACUCUCGCUGAUAUGGUCAUUGAGGAGGCAGUCCCAAAUGUAGGAACUAUUAUUCCAAGUCUUGUGAAGAUUACUGAACCAAGGAGACCCCUUAGACCCACCAGAAAAGAACGUAAGAAGGUCACUGCUCAGAAUUUACAGUCUACAGAUGUCAAAAUUCUCAUCAAUAUUGUGAGGGCAUUUGAUAUACCAGUUCGAUCUGAGGCAGUAAGCAGUGGCAACCAGUCCGCCAGGGGAACCCAAUCUCAAGAUAAGUCAAAGUUGAGGAACAUAGCGGGUCAGACCCUGGUAAGGCCAGUCAUUGAGGUGGUCUUCCAACGCAACAAGGAACAAACAACUGUAGGAGAUGGACCCAACCCUAGCUGGAAUGAGGAACUGGAAAUGCCAUUUAAGGCCCCAAACAAUGACUACAGUUCUACCAAUCUACAGACUGUAAAUGAUGUUGUCUUCUUAAAUCUUUUUGAUGAAGUCCUCAUUGACGUCCUGGAGGAUGAGCGGCAAAGAGGGACAAAUAUUCAAAAGAGAAUCGAGAGAAAAUGGUUGGGUGGAUUGAAAUUGCCUUUCUCAACAAUCUACUUCAAUACUAGAAUUGACGGAACCUUUAAACUGAACAAACCACCCGUGUUGCUGGGUUACACGCAUGAUACUCGUAGUACCCAUAUAGACACUGGAGGGGGUCAGGGACUGGAUAUGGGCAUGGGGGAUCCAGAUAAUACUUACAUCACACUCUUUAUAACCAUAGAGCCUCAACUUACCCCUGCUGAACCAGCCAAAGAAAAGUUUGAUACAAAUGAGGACGAAAAACUCAUAGAAUAUGCAGAAUCCUGGCAGACUGCCCUGGAGAAAAAGUUUGAAAAGCGAGUAUUUACGACGUCAGUUAUCGAUGUUAAUGGGAAGACAGUGUUUGUGACGAGAUACUUCAAGUCCUUAAAACCACCCGAUGAAAUUCUCAAUGAUAAUGCUGCACCUCUGGCACAAGCUGAGAGUUGUGCUAGAUUUGUCUCAAUGAUUCCUUUCAUAUCUGACAGUGUCGUCUUCCCAGGUCUCUGCGACAUUUGGAGUACAUGCGACCAAUUCCUGUCAAUGUUGGCAGGAGAUGAAGAAGAGCAUGCCAUGCUACUGACCAACUAUUUCUUACAUUUGGGCAAACAGGCUUGGAUGUUACUUGGUUCUGCUAUACCAGAAGGGGAGACAUCAUAUGUUUUGAGCAAGGAGAAUGAUGAGUACUGGAUCUGGAAUGCCUCAACAGGAGAACGCUACAAUGCAAGAGAUAACUAUUGCCCAGUGCAGAGUGUCGGAUGCCUCAUGAAUCAAGACAAUGUGUGGGCAAACAUCCAGGUGAAUGAUCAGCCAAGUCGGAUGAACUUUAACCUGAAAGAUGACACAAGUUGGAAGCCUUUCUUCGACAAAAGUUUCCCCAAUCCUGGUCUCAGUUCAGUACAGCCUGAAGCUCUGAUCUAUGUGCCUACAAGGUCCCAGAAUGUGAUGGACAUACAGUCAAAGAUAGAGCAGACCCUUAAAGCAAAGAUUAUGGAGUGGCGCCCCAGGAAUAUAACACGUUGGAACAGAUUCUGUAUGCAGGCCUUCAGAACUCUUCUACCAAGGCUGGAGGCUACAAGAGGCAAAGGAAUGCAGGAUGAGACAAUACAAGAGCUUGCCUCCAUACUCAGCAACUAUAAACUAUCUGGCUUCCCCAUUAACCUCCCUUUUACAGACCUGGAACCCAUUAUAGAGACUGUCUACUCUACAGGUGUGUGGUUUAAUGAAUCGUCAGAUGUGGAGUUUGCAUUAGCUGUGCAUGUACACGCGUAUCCCAACUCAGUGCUCUCUGUAUGGGUCUAUGUGGCAUCCCUUAUAAGGAAAAGAUGA